AGCGACAGCGAUGCUUAACCACCACAGAGGAAAAUUCCCAUUGUGACUCUGCUACUAAAUAUGUUUUCCAACAUUGUCAGUCGCUCAGUGAGUGUGGCCGUGUUCGCAGCUAAAAUUGGAAGCGUGUCGACAUAAAGCGAGAAGAGAUUGUACUUUUGUAGUCACUUUGAAUAGGCGCUUGCCAAAAUUGUACAACAGGAUCCUUCUGCACAGACAAGAACAGGAAUUCAGCCGAGACGAGAGGAGAUCCUGAAAACUGCACCGAGUUUUCUCUCUGGCAUUUUUUCGGUUAUUUCGAAACAGAGACCGAAGCUGUGUGCUCGAGUUACGCGAAUCGCGAUUUUCUCGAGUUUCAAAGGUGACUCGCGCAUUUCAAUUGAGAGUUUGGUAUCAGAAAAGCCUCCCAAAAAGCAGAUUCGGUGGUGAAUUGUGGGCCAUCCAGACCCACAAUCUGCACAUAUAAAUUCAGUGAUACUCUUCCCAUCAGUCGAGAGACGUUCAGUGAAGAGGAAAAAACCUGUGCUUAAAUCCGGAGAAUCCAUUCUAAUUGUGAUAUACACUGAUAUUCUGUCCUGUUUUCCUUCUGCUGGCCAAGAAAUUUGCAAUUUUGGAAAUCGAGACGGACAAGCAAAAAGUCGCUUCGACGUAACCAGCGCUUUAUUUCUGUCCAAAAAUUCUCUGGUAGAGUCUUUGCCUGACAACGGUUGAUAAAUAAUCAUUACACAAUACUAUUUUUGGCCGUUUCAAACAGUCUCUCUGGAUCACGAGCUCCGCAAGCCCACAAUUCGAGAGAGAGAAAAUCUUGAAGUGCGAGUGUGCAAAGUUGUUCAUUUUUUGAAGUUUCCUUCAAUUCUGGAGUUACGCGCGUUGGAACAGAAACAAAAGUGAUUUAUCCUUAAUGAUCAAGUAACAUUUGGAUCACACACACGCGCCUGCCGAGGAAGAGAGAUCUUUUCGCAUCUUAUUUCGCAUUCCAAUCGACCCCAGUGCUGCUGCCCUGCUCCUUGCCCAAUUGGCCCGCCAAAUCCAAUUGGUCAGCGCAUCGUCCUUUUCUGUCUAGAGCGGCGGACACAGAAACAUAGAUUUCAUGAUAUCAGCCUGGAUAAAUCCCUACAAUGAGAAGUGCGGGACUCUAGAGGAGGCGCCCGAUUCCCUGAAGCGAUCCUCCUCCAGAAUGGACUAUCACAGCUACCGGCACCACCAGGUGGACGAUGGCUUCCACUCAGACGGCAGCGGCGCCGAGACGCCGCCACUCAGCCCGGGUGGCGGUGGCAGCACGUCCUCGGCCGCCUCGAUAGCCUCGCUCACGUCCGAUCACGGAUCUCUGGAGUCGGUGGACACGAGCGCUCAGCGGCUGGCCGUGCUGUCGUUUGAGCAGGUGCGCAAGCUGAAUGACGUGAUGGACGAGGUGGUGUCGAUCCACGGGCGCGGCAACUUCCCCACGCUCGAGGUGCGCCUCAAGGAUCUGGUUACGCUGGUGCGCAAGAAGCUGGAGCUGGACGUGGCGUCCGGCGGCGCUGGAAUGACGGUGAAGGACAUCCGCCUGAAUGGCGGCGCCGCCAGCCACGUGUUGGCCUCCGAGGCGCAGCCCUACAAUGAUCUGGACCUGAUCUUCGCGCUGGAGUUCAGCUCGGGUCGCCACUACGACCGCGUGAAGUCCGCCGUGCUGAACUCGCUGUUCGACCUGCUGCCGGAGGGCGUCUCGCGGCGGCGCAUCACGCCGUGCAGCCUGAAGGAGGCGUACGUGGGCAAGAUGGUGAAGGUGAACAACAACAAUGACGGCGAUCGAUGGAGCCUGAUCUCACUGGGCAAUUCGCCAGGGCACAAGAAUGUGGAGCUCAAGUUUGUCGACACAAUGCGCCGCCAGUUCGAGUUCAGCGUGGACAGCUUCCAGAUUGUCCUGGACUCACUGCUGCUGUUCUACGACUGCGCCGCGCUGCCCAUCAGCGAGAACUUCUAUCCCACAGUGGUGGGCGAGUCCGUGUAUGGCGACUUCCAGGAGGCGCUGUACCAUCUGCAACACAAACUGAUCUCAACGCGACAGCCCGAGGAGAUCCGCGGCGGCGGGCUGCUCAAGUACUGCAACCUCCUCGUGCGCAACUACCGUCCCGUCGACACGGACAAGAUCAAGACACUGGAGCGGUACAUGUGCAGCCGCUUCUUCAUAGACUUCCCCGACAUACCCACGCAGACGGUGAAGCUGGAGGCGUACUUGCGGAACCACUUCUGGGGCGCGGACGAGGAGUCGCUGCAGUAUCAGUACCUGAUGCAUUUACACGAGGUCGUGGAGACGUCCACGGUGUGCCUGAUGGGCCACGAGCGCCGGCAGACGCUGCUGCUGAUCGAGUCGUUGGCCAUGCAGGUGCUCUGCCGCGAGCAGCAGAAGAGCCAACCCGCCGCCACGCCGCAGCCCAAGAGUCCGCCCGCGCCGGCGCAGCAGCAGCUCACCACGCUCCCGCCGCAGCCGGCGGGCCUGCUGUACGCCAACGGCGUGUACUACGCCCCUGUGAUUCCCACCACCUUCUGCACCUGCAACAGCACGUGGGUGCCCAGCACGUGAUCGCACUCCCGCCGGCGCCCGCAGGACGACCGUCUCGAGGAUCACGACGCGCCCCCUCACCACAGAUGAUGCUCUCCCGACGCCCCCCGACCUCUCUCUGCGGCUCUGCCCCCGCGGAGAGCCUGGCCCGCUGCGCGCUAGAGAAAGGUAACGCCCCGCCCCCCCGCAAGCCCCGCCCCCAGGGCGACGCAGGACGCAAGUCCGGUCGAAUGUAACAAAUGUACUUCCACUUAAUUACUACAUAGCAUACCUUAGUGCGAAGGCAGUUGAAAAUCGCUGCGAGAUCGCUCUUGGAACUUUUGUGUAUAACGAUUAUAAGAUUCCCAAAAAAAAGCUCUUAAUGUACAACUUUGAGACGUGUAGUUCGUCAAUUUUACUUGCUAUAUAUACUUGUGUAAAUUAAUCCCUUAAUGAAAUUGAAUUUGAAUUAAAAAAACGCUAUUCAGUGUUGUUGGUGUUAAUCAUGGAACAUUUAUAUACCAAUCAAGAUGAAAGAAGUACUUGAAAACAUAAUUACAUUACAAAGCAUUGUGAAGAAGAAUCGUAGGUGAAAAUAUUAACAGAAUCUGUGAAUGCAUGCGAGAUGAAAAGCUCUGAAAUGAGUAGAAGAAAACCAUUAUUUUUGUCAUUUGAAGAGGAGCAGCAACUUUUAUACAUACUUGUGGAUGAUGAAAGAGACAGGAUGUAAACGAAGAGGGAAAAUAUACAUUGAAUUUUCAGAGGAAUAACACACAAAAAAGUGGUACCAAGUGUUUAAUAUUUUUGCUAGAGAAGUCUUCAUCAGAAUAAGAAUGUUUCAAUACGAGAUGAAAUUUAUCCGAAAAGACUGGCUUUUGCGACAACAUUUCUUUUUCUUUUCAAUGUUCAAAAGUAAUGGAUUGAAGCGAUUAAUUUUUUGUUAUUGUUUUCUCUGCAGUUUCCGGCCUCAAUUUCGCUAAAAGGUGAAUAUUUAGUGUAUUAAUCAAAAUUGUAGAAGCAAUUUCCUGUGUGACGAAAAUCAAAUCUUAGCUCAAAUAUCCACUGAGAGCGCGAAUUAGAGAAGCUUUUUGCCUCCCCACAAAAGCUGUGCUGACACACAUUUUUCACUGCAACACUGUCGCAAGAGAAUAACAUUAAAUAAAUCAAUCAAGUUGGAUGGACAAAAAAGAAAUCUUACAAAUAUUGUGUAAAUGUAGAUUGAUGUAGAGAAAAUACAAGAGUGAAAAGCUGAGUAGAACUUUUUGUGUCUCACUUUUCGCAGCACACUUAGAACGAGAGAAAGAAAGAAAAAAAAAACAAAUUUCACUAAAAGAAAUAAACUCUGGAAUACGCGGGAACUUUGAAACAUUGAAAGGAGAGAAAAAUCAGUAAAAACGUGAAAAGUGAUUUUAAAAAUAACAAAAUAUUUUAAAUGUAAAGCGUAAAUUAACUAUAUUACCACUACACAAUAUACAUAGAGUGAAUAUAAAGUAGUUGACAGAAAUAUUUUGGAGAAGAUCUUAAAAUAUUUUACUAGAUUCUAAAAGUGGAUGAAAAACACAAAGUGAAAAUUUACUAGCAUGUAAUUUAAAGCAGUAAUGAGAAAAAAGAGAAAAAUACCAGCUAAGAUUUUAAAAUAUUGAAAAGAGAAAAAUAUGAAAAAAAUCAUAUAAAACACAUUUCUGUGAUUACAAAAAAAGUGUAAAAGAAUAUUAACAUAGUCGAAGAGUUAUUUUUAAUGGAGAAGAUGGAGUUAAGGAUGAUGAAUGGGCGCGUGAGGUAGACAAGCAGAUGAAUGAGGCGCGAGCGAGAGAGAGAGAGCAACACUGGGAGCAAGAUUUCUGCUAAAUUAAUCAUUUUGUGAAAUACAAGUUGUCCCAAUGACACGAGAGAAUAUCUCACAACUUUCUUACAAGUUAUUCUUCAAUCUUCAUUCCAUUCAUAGCGUUACUCUCCAUCCGAAAUAGUGAGGAAAUUUAAAAGAAGCCAAAUUCGCGAGUUUUGUAUUUUGUAAAGUGAUGGUGAAUUGCAAGCUGCUUGACAUGUGUCAAUAAAAUUUCAAGAUAAUGACAGGUGUCAAUGUCAAAUGCGACAUAGUUUGUUUCCAACGUUUGCUCCACUUCUCGUCCGCCUGUAACAAUAAUUUUGAGAUUAUCUUCAUUCCUGAAUUAUGUUUCAAGAAUUGUAAUAUUUGAAGAUUUAUUGAAUAAAGCGAAAUGCUAUCUGUGACAACUGUCCAUGCGCUUUGUGACUUGGGAUAUUUGGUCAAAGGAAGAAAAAUACUGUUGAACACACACUCAACUGACGAUUCAUAUAUUGAUAUUUUUUUUCAACAAAACAAAUAUAAAGAAAGGAAAUAUUCGGGAGGUUAUAACAAUUUUGUUGAUACGUAAAAAACAACAAUGUGACAUUUUUUCUGUGACGUUCAAUUAAAAAAAAAAACCAUUUAAAUAGAUGUAUCUAUUUAAUUUAGGGUGUUUUCCUUCUAAUAUUUCUUUUUAUGAUUUUUUCUAUAUUGCCAAGCAAAUAAUUAACACAACGUAAAUGUUAAUGUAAAUAGAGAAUGUCCUGUUUUAUGCGGAGGAGAAAAACACAACAUACACACACAUAUUUUCUGUUUUCUCUUUUGCAUGAGAGAAAUAAAGGUUUGCUCGACAAGGGAAAAGAGGACAACAAAAAAAGCAGAGGAAAAGCAAAACAGAAGGAACGGAAAAAAUGAAGAGAAUAUAUGAAAAAAGGUGUAAAACAUGUUAGACUGUACAAAUCGAUUGUAAAAUCUUUUGAAUUUUUAUAUUAUUAUUAUUAAUGAUAACAGAAAUAUUUAAAAUUCAAAUGAAGAAAAAAAUCUUAUUAUAAUUAUAAAAAAAAACUCUUAGAGAAAGAGAAUACUUUUAAGAAAAUGAAAUUAUAUCUGAUAAUAUGUUUAAAA
This is a messenger RNA of Phlebotomus argentipes, 5447 nucleotides long. Its product is annotated as terminal nucleotidyltransferase 5C. Gene Ontology annotation, biological process: mRNA stabilization. The transcript has 2 exons. Bases 1088 to 2560 code for a protein of 490 amino acids. NCBI's taxonomy places the organism in Eukaryota, Metazoa, Arthropoda, Insecta, Diptera, Psychodidae. Gene Ontology annotation, molecular function: RNA binding; poly(A) RNA polymerase activity. The record is from RefSeq and is a predicted model, not a curated record.